Messenger RNA from Capsaspora owczarzaki ATCC 30864, 1142 nucleotides. RefSeq names its product enoyl Coenzyme A hydratase. The transcript has 3 exons. The record is from RefSeq and is a predicted model, not a curated record. Gene Ontology annotation, molecular function: enoyl-CoA hydratase activity. Gene Ontology annotation, biological process: fatty acid beta-oxidation. The coding region runs from base 118 to 1032 and encodes 304 amino acids. Lineage: Eukaryota; Filasterea; Ministeriida; Capsasporidae. Gene Ontology annotation, cellular component: mitochondrion.
GGCAGCAGAGACGACGAGUUGCAUUAUUGUGAUUGUUGUUGAUAUAUACCGUAGCAGAAACUUGGCAAUCCAAUCUCAGAUCCUCAGGCAGUCAUCAAUCCAAAGUCCUUCACAAGCAUGUUUGCAUUGAACGCUCUGCGCACUGCCAUCCGCGUCCAGUCAGCCUCGUCGCCUUCUGCCGCAGCCAUCCGCGCACUCUCGACUGCCACUGCUGCCUCUGCUGGCUCGUCGGCUGCCGUCCCAGACGUCUCCAAGCUGAGCUUCAACACGCUGCUCGUGUCCAAGCCGACCGCCAAUGUCGGCCUGGUCACGCUCAACCGCCCAAAGGCACUCAACGCUCUCUGCGACGAUCUCAUGAGCGAGCUCAACACGGCCCUGGAGCACUUCCACGCCGAUCCCACGGUGGGCGCCAUCGUCAUCACUGGCAGCGAGCGCGCAUUCGCAGCCGGCGCUGACAUCAAGGAAAUGCAGCCGCUGACCUACUCCAAGUGCGUCAACACCAACUUCCUCGCUCACUGGACGCGCGUCGCAGAGUCGCGCAAGCCCAUUCUCGCGGCCGUCAACGGCUUUGCGCUCGGCGGUGGCUGCGAGCUCGCCAUGAUGUGCGACAUUAUCUAUGCCGGCGAGAAGGCCCAGUUUGGUCAGCCCGAGAUUCUGCUCGGCACCAUUCCCGGCGCAGGCGGCACGCAACGCCUCACCCAGGCCGUGGGCAAGAGCAAGGCGAUGGAGAUUGUCCUCACUGGCGACAAGUACUCUGCCCAGGAGAUGGAGCGCGCUGGCCUGGUUGCCCGCGUCUACCCCGUCGAAACGCUGGUCGAGGAGGUUGUCAAGAAGGCCAGCAAGAUUGCCUCGCUCUCCAAGCCCGUUGUCCAGCUCUGCAAGGAGGCUGUCAACGCCUCGUACGAAAUGACCCUCAAGGAGGGCACCCACUUUGAGCGUCGUCUCUUCCACUCGACUUUCGGCCUGAAGGACCGUGCCGAGGGCAUGACUGCGUUUGUCGAGAAGCGUGCCGCCAAGUUUACUGACGAGUAAUCCGGAGAGAGCAAGAGGGAAGCAAAAGGACGAAUUUUGGUUUUUCGAUGACUUUUUUCUGCUUUGUUCGUUGAUGCAAGUACAGUUAUUCUCCCUCCAGGGCCGUACCA